This is a messenger RNA of Wasmannia auropunctata (little fire ant), 1944 nucleotides long. RefSeq names its product adenylyltransferase and sulfurtransferase MOCS3 (gene Uba4). Gene Ontology annotation, molecular function: URM1 activating enzyme activity; adenylyltransferase activity; thiosulfate-cyanide sulfurtransferase activity. NCBI's taxonomy places the organism in Eukaryota, Metazoa, Arthropoda, Insecta, Hymenoptera, Formicidae. The record is from RefSeq and is a predicted model, not a curated record. Gene Ontology annotation, cellular component: cytosol; cytoplasm. The transcript is spliced from 6 exons. Bases 450 to 1784 code for a protein of 444 amino acids. Gene Ontology annotation, biological process: tRNA wobble position uridine thiolation; protein urmylation.
UGAUAUCAGCUAUAACAUUAAUACUCGUAAGUCGUAUAUCAUGAGGAUGAGAUUUCUCCAUUAUCUCAUCACGUGUUCAUAUUGACAGAUAGAACAGAUUUUUUAGGCUGCGUUCCGUUUUAACACUCACGCGCUGUAAGCAUCAUUUGUCAUUUAAUAUUUGAUAAAUAACAAUGAUAAAAUGAUUUCAUGAGCGCUGUAAGCGUCGAAAGCGUGAAUACACUGAAUAUAGAUUAUAGAAUGCAGCCUAACCUCAACAAUCUUAACCUCAAAAGACAUCGCUUUUGAAGUUUUCGAAGUUAACUUUAGGUAAAAAAUUAUUUUUUAUGGCUAACAAUAAGUUUAGAUGAAUCUUAUUAAAAGAUUUCAUUGAAAUACAUCCGAGAAGUAUAUCCAAAAAAGUAAAACAUCUAACUAGAUCCGAAUCAUUUUGGCAUCAUUUUUAUACAAUGGACAACAUAUCGAUAGACGAAUGCGAGGACGAAUUAGUAGCAGAAAUUACGAAGUUGCGUGAAUUACUACGCAUGAAAGAGGCUAAACUAGCUCGUUUGCGACACGAGAAGCAAGUCGUGCAGGAAUACGGUUUAAAUAAUGAUGAAAUUUGUAGAUACAGCCGGCAGCUCUUUUUGACAGAAGUUGGCGUGAAAGGGCAAAAGAAGAUAAAGGAUAGCUCCGUACUUAUUGUAGGAGCUGGUGGUCUUGGUUGCCCUGCAGCGUUAUACUUGACAUGUGCUGGCGUUGGCCACAUUGGCAUAGUGGAUUAUGACGAUGUUGAAAUAAACAAUCUUCAUAGGCAGUUAUUGUAUACAGAAACAAGUGUUGGUACCGCCAAAGUGAUUGCAGCAGCAGAAAGUCUUAAUCGGCUAAACAGUUAUGUAAAAAUCACUCCAUAUAAAAUUCAACUAGACAGUAAAAAUGCUUUGGACAUCAUAAGGAAUUAUGAUAUUGUAAUAGAUGCUACAGACAAUGUAGCUACUCGUUAUUUGUUGAAUGACGCAUGUGUUUUAAGUGAUAAACCACUGAUUUCCGGAUCUGCGCUGAGAUUCGAAGGACAUUUAACAGUAUUUAAUUACAACAAUGGCCCUUGCUAUAGAUGCAUAUUUCCUGAACCACCACCACCAGAGACUGUAACGAACUGUGGAGAUGGAGGUGUUCUUGGCGCAGCUGUGGGCACAAUUGGUGUAUUGCAAGCACUGGAAACAUUGAAAAUAAUACUUAAUAUGCCCGAUGUAAUUUCGGGACGACUUUUGUUGCUUGAUGGAAUGGAGACUAAAUUCCACAAUGUACGCUUACGUCCAAAGAAUGCAAAUUGUAUGAUUUGUGGAGAACAUCGUGUUAUACAUGAGCUAAUAGACUAUGAACGAUUUUGUGGCGCAAAGGCUAAUGAUAAAAAUCCUAAUUUACAUUUAUUAAAAAAAGAAGAAAGAAUAUCAGUUGAGGAAUAUAAUCGGAUCGUGGAAAUCGAGUCAAAACCUCAUCUACUAAUCGAUGUACGUUCACCCGAAGAAUAUCAGAUCUGCCAUUUACAGGAUUCUAUUAAUAUUCCUUUCACGCAGCUUAACAAGGAUCCUAAUUUAAAGCUAAUAAAGGAUAACAUAAAGAAAGCUCAAGAAGAGCAUCAUUCAGUAGAUUUAUAUCUCCUGUGUAGACGUGGUAACGAUUCGCAAAAGGCUGCUCAAUAUCUGAAAAAGAUAUUUACUGAAGAUACCAUAAAAGUAAGAGAUAUAAUUGGAGGUAUCCAUGCUUGGAGUAAUAAAAUUGAUCAAAAAUUUCCUAAAUAUUAAAUGAAAAUAUUGCACGUUGGUAUGUGAUAUAUAUAUAUAUUUUUUUUAUAUAUCUUAUUGAUUAUCACCAUCAAGAUAACAUAAUACAAAAACUUAUUACAUUUAUAGUUUUGUAUAUAUAUCGUUAUCGAAAAUAUAUAUAUCUCUUAUUUACAUAGUA